AUGGCCACAUCUUCGUGUCCCCUUCCAUCUCAGGCUGUCCCACAGUCCUCUGUCCAUGACCUGUCCCGAAUAACCAGCAGCCUUUACAUCAGUAACGGUGUAGCUGCCAACAACAAACUCGUGCUGGCCAGCAAUCACAUCACCACGGUCAUCAAUGCCUCAGUAGAGGUGGUAAACACAUUCUUCGAGAACAUUCAAUACAUACAGGUACCGGUGGCGGAUGUUCCCACCUCACACCUCUAUGACUUUUUUGACCCUAUUGCUGAUCACAUCCACAGCGUGGAAAUGAAGCAGGGCCGCACGCUGCUCCACUGCGCUGCAGGAGUGAGCCGUUCAGCUGCCCUCUGCCUCGCUUAUCUCAUGAAAUACCAUGCUAUGUCCCUGCUGGAUGCCCACACGUGGACCAAGUCUUGCCGACCCGUCAUUCGGCCCAACAACGGCUUUUGGGAACAACUUAUCCAUUAUGAAUUCAAGUUGUUUAGUAAGAACACUGUACGCAUGAUUGACUCCCCAAUGGGAAUGAUCCCUGACGUCUAUGAGAAGGAGGUUCAAUUGAUGAUGACGCUGUGA
Messenger RNA from Sciurus carolinensis (gray squirrel), 570 nucleotides. RefSeq names its product dual specificity phosphatase 21 (gene Dusp21). The record is from RefSeq and is a predicted model, not a curated record. Gene Ontology annotation, biological process: protein dephosphorylation. Gene Ontology annotation, molecular function: MAP kinase tyrosine/serine/threonine phosphatase activity. Bases 1 to 570 code for a protein of 189 amino acids. Lineage: Eukaryota; Metazoa; Chordata; Mammalia; Rodentia; Sciuridae. The transcript has a single exon.